AUGGCCAAGAUCAAGUCUAAAAGACGGAUGAUGUCAAAGGGGGAUGAGCUGCCAUCAGAUGAUGAAGACAAGACGGUGAAGGACGAUCAGACACAGUCGUUCACCCUACUGGCAGAGAAGGUGCACCCCGGCCUGCGCAUCUUCAACAAGUUGUUCACAGAGCGUGCCGAGGUCCUCUGGCAGUACGUCAUCAAGCUACAUGCCCUCGCCGCCGACAUCACCUCCUUCAACAAGAAGGCCAUAAUCUGCUAAAUCACCGGCGCCACCACUGCAGCCAUUCGAGGCGGCGCGGCCAUCGUCGGCCUGGCCCUCACUACCAUCACUUUCGGUGCCUCGCUCCUCGUCACGGUGGUGGGCAUCUGCGUGGUAGCGGCCGGCGGGAUCACGACGGCCUCUGCAACCAUCUCGAACAACGUGAACAACAUGCAGGACAGGAAGAAAGUGGAGGUGGUUCUGGAGGAUUACGAGGUGAGGAUGGAAGAGUUGGGGAAGAUGUCAAGGUUUGUGUGCCAGGGGCUGACCCAGCACUACUCUGGGGACUGGGAGGUCCGGAUGGCCGUUCAGAUGGUCAGCCUGGUGGACAGGCCGGUGUCGAGGACCAAAGACAUCACAGAAGGAGCCACUGUGGCCCUCAGGGGCAUCUUCAAGGGAGUGGAUAAAUACUUUACUAAGGAUUCCCGUGUGUUGAAGAAGGGGUUUAAGAAAUAG
Messenger RNA from Coregonus clupeaformis (lake whitefish), 708 nucleotides. Its product is annotated as apolipoprotein L domain-containing protein 1-like. The transcript is spliced from 4 exons. Gene Ontology annotation, molecular function: lipid binding. The record is from RefSeq and is a predicted model, not a curated record. Gene Ontology annotation, biological process: lipid transport; lipoprotein metabolic process. Gene Ontology annotation, cellular component: extracellular region; membrane. Lineage: Eukaryota; Metazoa; Chordata; Actinopteri; Salmoniformes; Salmonidae.